CCUAAAUUAUUUCUCCUCUGUCAGUCUCUCGCACUCUCUUUCCUUCUCAUUCUUACUUCAUCUGCGUCUAUAGGAAAACACGGGAAGGGAAGAAAUCGGAGGAAAAUUUGGUGGGAGAGCGAUGGGCGGUUGCUUUCCCUGCAUCGGCAAGCCAGACACCGACGACAACGAUCCGAUCCCACCUCCGUUAGCAGAUAGGUCAAAAUCAAAAUCAAAAUCCCCACUGGUCUUAAAGAAACAAAGCUCAGUGAAGGAAACAAAGAUCUCGAGCAGUGGCUCUGGACGGAUUGCUGCCCAGACAUUCACAUUUCGCGAACUAGCUGUGGCAACUAAGAAUUUUAGAGCUGAUUGCCUCUUGGGCGAAGGAGGAUUCGGCCGAGUUUAUAAAGGAAGGUUGGAAGGUAGCAACCAGAUUGUGGCUAUCAAGCAGCUCGAUCGAAAUGGCUUACAAGGAAACAGGGAAUUUCUUGUUGAAGUUCUGAUGUUAAGUCUUCUUCACCACCCUAACCUUGUUAAUCUGAUCGGGUAUUGUGCUGAUGGAGAUCAAAGGCUUUUGGUCUAUGAAUAUAUGCCAUUAGGAUCCUUGGAAGACCAUCUUCAUGACCCUUCUCCAGACAAGAAGUGGCUUGAUUGGAACACUAGAAUGAAAAUAGCUGCAGGUGCAGCAAAAGGAUUGGAGUACUUGCAUGAUAAGGCGAGUCCUCCAGUAAUAUAUCGUGAUUUAAAAUGCUCCAACAUUUUGCUUGAUGAGGAGUAUAAUCCCAAGUUAUCGGAUUUUGGCUUGGCAAAGCUUGGUCCUGUCGGUGAUAAUACUCAUGUGUCCACCAGAGUGAUGGGCACGUAUGGGUACUGUGCACCUGAAUAUGCAAUGACCGGACAACUGACACUAAAAUCAGAUGUUUAUAGCUUUGGGGUUGUUCUUUUAGAGCUCAUCACUGGAAGAAGGGCUAUUGACAAUUCUAGAGCGGCUGGUGAGCACAAUCUUGUUGCAUGGGCACGACCAUUAUUCAGAGACAGGAGGAAAUUUUCACAGAUGGCUGAUCCUAUGCUUCAGGGCCAGUACCCAGUCCGGGGCUUGUACCAGGCACUUGCCGUUGCUGCAAUGUGUGUGCAGGAACAGCCUAGCAUGAGGCCUCUAAUAGCUGAUGUUGUAACAGCCCUCGCUUACCUCGCUUCGCAAACUUACAACCCCAAGAACCAACAAAACCAGCACACUUCUCGGCUACCAGCACCGGGUACACCUCCUCAGACACGAUUGGACAUUGAAAAGAAACCAAGCGGUGGAUCUGAAAGAGAUCGAUUGAGAGGAUUGAAGUGAAAUCAUCCAACAGCAUCAAUGCUUAUUCGUUUGUUGAUCCAUUAACUCACCCAUUAUGCCAUGUCUCAUGGCGGAACAGAGGAAAACUACACCAUGUGUUCAUCAUGGUUCGGGUCUCACCACUAUUCAGUCUUUGGCUGUCUGUUUGGCGUAUGUAUAACAAAUUUGCCAUGCUUGAGCAUAAAGUGUCAGGAGGUAAUUUUUUUCGGGAUUGUAUAUGUAAGUUUUGGUCUUUGUAUCUAAGUGCAUUGUGUUAGACAUCAUGUAUCAUAUUGAUAUUAUUUUUUGAUCUUGUUCUACAAUCAAGCCUUUAUAUUUGUUUCUA
Messenger RNA from Musa acuminata subsp. malaccensis (wild Malaysian banana), 1643 nucleotides. Its product is annotated as probable serine/threonine-protein kinase PBL7. The record is from RefSeq and is a predicted model, not a curated record. Gene Ontology annotation, biological process: protein phosphorylation. Lineage: Eukaryota; Viridiplantae; Streptophyta; Magnoliopsida; Zingiberales; Musaceae. Gene Ontology annotation, molecular function: protein kinase activity; ATP binding.